AUGGCAUCUUCAAAUUCACCAUGUGCAGCAUGCAAGUUUCUACGCCGCAAAUGCCAACCAGAAUGUGCAUUUGCACCCUAUUUUCCACCUGAUCAGCCACAAAAGUUUGCGAAUGUUCAUAGAAUCUUUGGGGCAAGUAAUGUUACAAAGCUUCUCAAUGAUUUACACCCUCACCAACGUGAAGACGCUGUGAAUUCUCUUGCUUAUGAAGCUGAAAUGAGACUUCGCGAUCCUGUUUACGGUUGCGUAGGUGUAAUUUCUCUUCUUCAACACCAACUUCGUCAGCUUCAAAUGGAUCUUUAUUGUGCGAAAUCCGAACUCUCUCGGUAUCAGAACUUAAGCAUCGCAGCUGCCACUACAGGCCUCCUGACCGGUGAAUCUGUCACGGCCGCUGCAACUAAUUACCACCACCACACUGGUGGUGGUAAUAACCGUGAUAAUAACCAUCAUUAUCAUCUUCAACACCAUCAUCAUCAGUUUUUUCCGAGGGAUCAACAUCAACAACAUAAUUUGGUUAGAAACUUUGAUGCUGGAAUUGGAAACAACUAUGAUGCUAGUCUUUUGGCUAUGAAUAUAUCUGCUAGCUUAGGACAGAUCAAUCAGCUUCAACAUCACAGUGCCGCUGGUGGUGGUGGUGAUGACCGCCGUACUGCUAACCGUUCCUAG
Molecule: messenger RNA, 666 nt
Organism: Lathyrus sativus (Indian pea)
Lineage: Eukaryota; Viridiplantae; Streptophyta; Magnoliopsida; Fabales; Fabaceae
Source: the annotation of a GenBank genome assembly